AUGAUUCGACAAGACGCCCACCGGAUCGACCCUAAACGGCGAGCAACAAUCGAUCAUAAGAAAAGGCAGUUCGCUACACCCGUCUACAAGCAGCAGGACUACCCUCAUCGUCUGAAUUUGUACGACACGCCGCCCACAGCAGAGAUCACCCUCGAGCAAUUUGAACAAUGGGCAAUUGAUCGCCUCAAGAUCCUCGCCGAGAUCGAAGCAUGCUCUUAUCGAAACAAAACCCCCGCGGAGACCGCGACACACAUCACUCCCCUGCUCCAAAAAUACCUCCCUCUGUCCUCCAAUACCUCAUCUUCCAACGGAGCUGCAGAUCAGCGGUUGAAAAAUGAGCGUCAAAAAGACCACUACUCACAUUUCAUUCUCCGUUUGGCUUUCUCCGCAACCGAGGACCUCCGUCGCCGGUUUGCCCGUGCCGAAACAAUGCUCUUCCGGUAUCGUUUUCAGAAGGAUGAUUCACGAGAACGAAUGGCCUUUAUUGACAGCCUGAACCUGGACUGGGAGGCUGUGAGCGAAGAAGAGCGGAACGAGAUAGCUGAAAACCUCAUCAGUUCAACACCCGGAUUGCGUCGUCUAGAUGAGGAGACAUGGUUUAAGGUUGACUGGGAAAAGGUUCCGGAACUGGUUGAACGGCGGGCGGUAUUCCUGAGAAGAGGAAAGGCCUAUGUUCCAGGCAGGGAACAGCUUGCUAUGAUUAUGGCUGAGUUCACUGCUCGCCUAGAACGGUCACUAGAGCUUACUAGCCGCGCCCUUCCAAAGUUAGAUGAGGAUGACCGUUUGACUCCAAUCCUAAACCACCUGUCGAAGAAUUUCGGUAGCGCCGACUCCGUAUUCUCCGAAGGCGAAGGACAUGUCGACGGUGCAGCAAUCACCGCCAGUUCCGUCGAUCAACUCUCGCAGCAUUUCCCGCUCUGCAUGCGAAGCUUGCAUACGAAUCUACGCAAGAACAAUCACCUCAAACAUUUCGGACGACUGCAAUAUACACUCUUCCUCAAAGGCAUUGGACUCUCGUUAGAAGAAUGUAUUCUCUUCUGGCGUCAGUCUUUCAAGGGGAAAACGGAUGACGAAUUCAAUUCCCAAUAUAAAUACAAUAUCCGUCACGCCUAUGGAGACGUCGGUGGCGAUGCUCGCCGUGGUCGGGGAUAUCCACCUUAUUCCUGCCAAAAGAUUCUAGGUGAUAAUAAUGUUGGUAUUGGUCAAUCGCACGGAUGCCCUUACCGUCAUUACUCUGUCGAUAAUCUUGUUGGACUGCUCCAAUCUACCGGAGUCCACGAUAAGGGAACUUUGCGCGAGGUGCGAGAAGAUGUGGGCAAGCAGCGCUACCACAUUGCUUGCAACCGUGUCUUCGAAUGGUCUCACCGCAAUGAAAUUAAGAAGGUCAAGGAGGAUGGAACUUGGAGCCAAGCGGAUCUUGAUACGAUUGUGCAUCCUAAUGUCUACUUCAAGCGCAGCUACCUUCUCAAGCAGUUGGCCAAGGCUCCUGGCCGAGACUAA
Molecule: messenger RNA, 1500 nt
Organism: Penicillium angulare
Lineage: Eukaryota; Fungi; Ascomycota; Eurotiomycetes; Eurotiales; Aspergillaceae
Product: DNA primase subunit PRI2
Exons: 3
Coding region: 1-1500 (499 amino acids)
Biological process (GO): DNA replication, synthesis of primer
Cellular component (GO): alpha DNA polymerase:primase complex
Source: RefSeq, a predicted model, not a curated record